Uranotaenia lowii is the source of this 1589-nucleotide messenger RNA. It is a transcript of the gene Myd88, whose product is annotated as myeloid differentiation primary response protein MyD88. The record is from RefSeq and is a predicted model, not a curated record. Gene Ontology annotation, biological process: positive regulation of canonical NF-kappaB signal transduction; defense response to Gram-positive bacterium; innate immune response. Gene Ontology annotation, molecular function: Toll-like receptor binding; TIR domain binding. The transcript is spliced from 4 exons. Bases 144 to 1451 code for a protein of 435 amino acids. Gene Ontology annotation, cellular component: plasma membrane. NCBI's taxonomy places the organism in Eukaryota, Metazoa, Arthropoda, Insecta, Diptera, Culicidae.
UGGAAUCUACCAGCUAUAUUUGUUUGGAAUUGUUUUGAUAAGAUAAAAAUGAUUGCUACAGAUUUUGUGCUGUUAUUUUAGCUGCGUAUUAUUUCGUUUGUUAUUCCAUUACGAUUGUGUGUUAUCUUUCUACCGCCCCGAAAAUGGUUUUAUCCGAUCCGCCCGAACUAAGAGUCACCGACCAAAUCGAUCUCGGGAAAAUUCCGGUCGAGGCCAUGAGGCAGCCAACGCUUCUGCUGCUGUCGGCGAUGUUAAACAAACACAAAAUAUUCACCUCCGAGGAAGGCUACCAUCGGGAUUGGCGAGGCCUGUUCCAGGCAAUCAGCUUCGAUCACCAUCCGAUCGAUGUGGUGAAGGACAGUUUGAACCCAACGGAAAAGGUGAUGCAGCUGUGGCAAAGUUUAGAGAAAGAGGCCAAGCUGAAACCAAACCUGGGUCAACUACAACAAAUUUUGGGGAUCAUAGAUCGAUGGGAUGUUAUGGAUGAUAGCAGAAAACUCAUGUAUGAAGAUGCUGAACAUUUCCUGGCCGCAAAACAUAAGCUGGUUGAUCGCGAGGCAGAAAAUCAAACCAUCAGCGAGCGUUAUGGAGAAACCGAUGAAAUAAUAACGAAAGAUGAUACCUUGACGAAAAAACAAAUCUACGAUGCCUUCAUUCUGUAUGCAGAUUCGGACAUCGAAUUUGCUUCGAGAAUUAUAAAUCGUUUAGAGGAGAAAAACUUGAAGGUUUGCAUCAGAGAUCGUGAUAUAUUAGGCGGCAGUUUUGAGCACAAAACUAUAAUGAAACUGAUUACUGAAAGAUGUCGCCGACUAGUAGUUGUGAUAUCUAAGGAAUUUCUCAAAACUCCUUUGAAUGAAUUUUUUGUAAUUUUUGCACAAGCCAUGCAAAUUGAACAGAAAACACGCAAAAUUAUCCCAUGUGUCUACGAGCGUCUUGAUUUACCACCAAACCUAAAGUACUAUUUUAUCCUGGAUUAUAAACGCUCGAACAAGUUGUACAACUUUUGGGAUAAACUAGAAGAAGCAGUAAGAUGUAAAGAAGAUUUGUCGGAAGAUAAAAAUUUGUUGAUAUCGCCGGAGGUUCCACAGAUAACCAUUGACGCAGUUGAUCAAAGUGCUUCGCAACCGCCAGCCGAAUCGAGCCGAAGAUAUUCGGAAGAGAUGAACCGUGAGCUGAAAACCACAAUUCCGAAAGCGGCUUCAACGUGGGACAUACAGCCGUCUGGUGCAAAUUUAAAGCCACCGGGUGCACACUCAUCUAUAAGUGAUUCGAAUCUGUUGUCCAGAACUAAUUCGCUGAGUAGCGUUGAAGUUAAGAAGUCCAAAAACUGGCUUUCCAAAAUUGGUAUCUCGAUUAACUCGAAAAGUCAGGAAAACGUUUCCGACAGAACCGAGAAGAAGAAGAAACGAAAGUGGUACAAAUCUAACAAAAAUUUGGCAACCGCCGAGUAAUCUAGUCCAACUAAGCUAUAACUGGUGCCUUAUGGAGAUGUUUAAUUUCAUUUUUGGUUGCAAUAUAUAUAUUUUACGAUGUUAACAAAAUGCACAAACAUAUUUUGAAUAUGGGUAAUAUACUUUUCAAACUGUUAA